Molecule: messenger RNA, 837 nt
Organism: Spirodela intermedia
Lineage: Eukaryota; Viridiplantae; Streptophyta; Magnoliopsida; Alismatales; Araceae
Source: the annotation of a GenBank genome assembly
AUGGGAGGUUGGGGAUGUUCAUGUUCUUCAACUCGCCUUAUAAGUUCAGUCAACUCAGAAGAGUACCCUAUUCAAGGAAAUGAGAUAAAGCCUACCAGACGUGAGCGAAUGAAAAUCGCAUCUCGGUAGCUUAGCUGAGAGCUUAUAGCUGCUAAAUAAAGUUUUUUUUGAGAGAAAAAAUCAACCAAUCAGAGGGUUAGUAGAAAAAUUUACUAAAGUUGACUUUCGUGCAAACCUCAUCACACAAUAAUCAUAUUAGACUUAUUUCUUGAAGAACUAAAACAGCUCUCGUAUUAGACACUCGCAAAGGGUCACCGCAUGAUGAGGAAGAAGCUUCGUGCGACACCGAGAUACUUACUAUGUAAAAUGUUUUCACUAACAACAUCUUGGCGUCCUCGUUUUUUUCAUAGAUCUCCCCCCCGUCCGUGUUCACGACCCUACAUCUCCUCUUCUCCUCGCCCCCGUCAAGGCUGGUGAUGCUCCACAUAUACAGCAGAAAUUCUCUUCCUCGGACUACAUCUUGCUCAGUGGAAGUCUAUGAAACAUGCUGUCAGUUGUUUGGUUGAUCCCAAGUCUAGAUUGUGUCUAAAUGGAAGAGUUUUUUCUCGUAAAGUAAAAUGCUCAAUACCACAAGCAUGACAGCAGCACCAAGAUCCUCUUCCCUCCCCCAGUGAUGGUAAAUAAGAUAAGUUGACUUAUUAUAGAAGCUGCAGAUUAUUGUCAUCAGCCAGCACUGUCUCCACCAUUACCAUUCAAAGUCAGUGGUGUGGAAGUGAGACCAAAAUGAGGUUAUGCUCCAAACUUUUUUUCUUUAUCAAUCAUAUGUAUGUCGUAUAA